AUGAAGUUCAUAGUGAUCUAUUUCGUCUUACUUGUUGGUUUAUAUGUCAAUGGUGAUGAUUCUAACUUUGAUGAAGAUGAUCAUCGAACCGGUUUAUUUCGUCCACGUAUUGCUCGAUCUGCCUGUCCUAAUGAAAAUCAUUGUCGUUCAAAAUGGGGCUACUGUGGAACAGGGUUAGAUUAUUGUGGUGCUGGUUGCCGGGGAGGUGGCUCAAUAGGACAGAUCAAUGCUCACAACUUUGCAUGUGUAUUCAGAGAUCUUGAUGCGGGAACUCGCAAUCAACGCUUCCGGGGUCUGCAAGCAACGGGAUGGAAAGCAGCAAACGCCGAAGAAGCUGCUAUAUUUCUUGCUCACGUUUAUCAUGAGACACAUGGUCUGAGAACUAUUAGAGAAUAUUGUGCACCAGACUGUGGACAUGCGUAUCAAGGUGGUCCGUCAAGUUGGUGUAAAACAACAGGUCCACCAGGAAAACUUUAUUAUGGUCGUGCUGGUAAAGCACUUGGUGUUGAUCUUUUAAGUAAUCUAGACUUAGUAGAAACCGAUAGUAAGUUAGCCGUGAGCACAGCUCUCUGGUUUUACAGAACACAAGGUAUGGCUGAACCAGCUCGACGCGGUGAUUUUGCCGCUACAACACGUAUUAUCAAUGGACCACUGGAAUGUAAUGGUGGAUCUGGUUAUAGUCAUCAAUUGGGUCGAGUAAAAAACAUAUAA
Molecule: messenger RNA, 711 nt
Organism: Adineta ricciae
Lineage: Eukaryota; Metazoa; Rotifera; Eurotatoria; Adinetida; Adinetidae
Source: the annotation of a GenBank genome assembly